Tupaia belangeri chinensis (Chinese tree shrew) is the source of this 1279-nucleotide messenger RNA. Its product is annotated as olfactory receptor 56. Lineage: Eukaryota; Metazoa; Chordata; Mammalia; Scandentia; Tupaiidae. Gene Ontology annotation, cellular component: membrane. Gene Ontology annotation, biological process: G protein-coupled receptor signaling pathway. Gene Ontology annotation, molecular function: G protein-coupled receptor activity; olfactory receptor activity. The transcript has a single exon. The record is from RefSeq and is a predicted model, not a curated record. Bases 23 to 970 code for a protein of 315 amino acids.
CAGGGGAGUGAACGACCGGGCCAUGGAGACGUGGCUGAACCAGUCAUCCGAAGGCGGCUUUGUCCUCCUGGGCAUCUUCUCCUACAGUCCAGCCGACCUCGUGCUCUUCUCCGCGGUGAUGGUGGUCUUCACAGUGGCCCUGUGUGGGAACGUCCUCCUCGUCUUCCUCAUCUACGUGGCCCCCCAGCUGCACACACCCAUGUACUUCUUCCUCAGUCAGCUCUCCCUCAUGGACCUCAUCCUGGUCUGUGACAUCGUGCCGAAGAUGGCGGUCAACUUCCUGUCCGGCAGGAAGUCCAUCUCCUUUGUGGGUUGUGGCAUCCAGAUCGGCUUCUUCGUUUCUCUCGUGGGAUCUGAGGGGCUCUUGCUUGGACUCAUGGCUUACGACCGCUACGUGGCCAUCAGCCACCCCCUUCACUACCCCAUCCUGAUGAGUCGGAGGGUCUGUCUCCAGAUCGCUGGGAGCUCCUGGGCCUUCGGGAUAACCGACGGGCUGAUUCAGAUGGUGGUGGUAAUGACCUUCCCCUACUGCGGCUCGAGGGAGGUGGACCACUUCUUCUGCGAGGUGCCAGCUCUACUGAAGCUGGCCUGUGCAGACACGUCCCUCUUUGAUACCCUGCUCUUUGCUUGCUGUGUCUUCAUGCUUCUCCUCCCCUUCUCCAUUGUCGUGGCCUCCUAUGCACGCAUCCUGGGGGCUGUGCUCCGCAUGCACUCUGCUCGGGCUCGGAAGAAGGCUCUGGCCACCUGCUCCUCCCACCUGGCAGCGGUCUCCCUCUUCUACGGUGCAGCCAUGUUCAUCUACCUGAGGCCUAAGCGGUACCGGGCCCCGAGCCAUGACAAGGUGGUCUCUGUGUUCUACACGGUUCUUACUCCUAUGCUCAACCCCCUCAUUUACAGCUUGAGGAACCGGGAGGUGAUGGGGGCCGUGAGGAAGGGGCUGGGCCGUUGCAGGGUUGGCAGCCAGCGCUGAGGCCAGUGCUCCCUUUACUGCUGUGUGAGGCUGGGAAGUCGCUUUCCCUGGCGAGUGUGCAAUUCCAUCAGCAAAUGAGAAUCCGGACACCUGCCCAACCCCUCAGGGACUUUGUAAGGAUCACAACACACAUAAAAGCAUGAAGAGGCAAUGCCUUGCUGCCAUGGUCAUUUUUGAUUGUUUAUGGCAUCCCGGAACUAAAUUUAUUGUACUUCUUAAUUUUUAAAAAAUAUAUAUUUUUUUGAGUACUUACUAAGUCCUAAGCACUUUUCCUGUUUUCUUACAUACCAACUUCUUUUUCUUCUCUUA